AUGCCCGACCUCAACUCUGUUCCAGCAUCUCCCCACGCUCUUGCGGCAUCUCGACGCGCUUCCUCGACCCAGGCCAACCAGCCGCAAAUGCCACCUCCGCCCGCUUCCACGUCGCCUUCGUUGAACAUCCUGCCCUCGAACCAGGAGGCUCUCCAACAUGCGUCACCAGGAUCGCUAUCAUCACCACCGCUCCCGGCUGCAGCGAACAUGGCUCCAGCACCAGGACAAGACAAUACGGGUGUCGGCGCCGGGCCGGGUCCUUUGCGACACCCCCGCCCUCUGACCGCUGCUGAGCUGCAUUCAGAAGUAGAACAGGAGCAGGAACUGCUGGUCAACCGCUUGACUCGAGACUUGACAUUGCUCCGAGCCGCCCAGAACUCUUCGGUCGUCUCCAAUACCUCAUCCACGAGCGCCUCGACUUCUACCGACCAGGCUCACCCGUCUUCGUUUACCGACACUCACCUCCUAUCCGGUCCAGGGUUUCCGAUUCCCACGACCAGCGCUGACCGACGCCACCACCGAACGAGCUCGAGCACGAGCGGACGCAGCGUCAGUCAGGUUGCCAGCCAGGGCUCCAUCCCUGCGCCGAUACCCAUACCUCAAGCCCACUCGGGAAGUGCUGCUUCGGUUCUGGAAGCUGCGCGAAACCCGCGGGGUGCUCCCGGAAUGAGUAGACAGAGCAGCAGGACGUCGCAUAGGAGCAGAAGUCGAAACCGAUCUCCUCAUUACGGUAGCCUGGGGCCGUCUUCGUACACCCAACAACAUGGAUUUCCCCACGACCCCAGCUCCAACUACUUUCUGCGUGGCCACACAUCUUCAAACCCGAGUAUAGCUCCUACACCUAGCUCUGAACUCUCGCCCGGUCUUAUGCCUGCCACCAUGCGCUAUGAGGAGACGGCACACUUCCGCCAUGAGCUCGAGUCGGCCAAGAACGAGAAUGAGAACCUCAAGAGACGGGUCAAGGAAUUAGAGAAGAUACUACGAGAGCGUAGAGAGAGUGAUGCCAGCCUUGGCAGAGGCCGAAGCGAGAGCACGAGUACAACUGCGAGCGUUAGUGUUAGCGGUGCGACUGGAAUUGGAGGCGUAGUUGGGGGCGGAACAGGCAUUGCUGGCGGUAGGAACGAACGAAGAGGUAUGGAACGCGCCAUGAGCACCCUGAGUAUGGCUGGCAGUGUUGCGGUUGGCGUUCCAGACGACGAACUUCGAGUUGGAGAGAGUGCUGCAAGCACAGGUCUCCGCUCCGAAGCUGGACAGACCCAGGAGACGAAGUAA
This is a messenger RNA of Anthostomella pinea, 1272 nucleotides long. The record is from the annotation of a GenBank genome assembly. Lineage: Eukaryota; Fungi; Ascomycota; Sordariomycetes; Xylariales; Xylariaceae.